Cheilinus undulatus (humphead wrasse) is the source of this 2951-nucleotide messenger RNA. RefSeq names its product LIM and cysteine-rich domains 1 (gene lmcd1). Bases 568 to 1656 code for a protein of 362 amino acids. Gene Ontology annotation, molecular function: zinc ion binding. The transcript has 8 exons. NCBI's taxonomy places the organism in Eukaryota, Metazoa, Chordata, Actinopteri, Labriformes, Labridae. The record is from RefSeq and is a predicted model, not a curated record.
GAGUCUGCAGAGGAACUGGACUUAAUUCAGCAACAAGCACAAUUCAUUAACAGCAAUUUAGCUGCCUUUUUAGGACAACACAUCUCACCGAUUAUAAAGUAUUCUGCUGUAAGCUUUGCAGCUGAAACAUAAGAAGUACCUGUCAUAUUUAGCAACACAGGGUAAAUUCUCAGAAAGAGAAGUAGGUGGAUGAGGGAGCUGUAGUUUUAUUGAGGCAGAAAUUUGUCAGUUUCCCUGUAGGGGCGUGUUGAAGCAAAAUCAGGAGGUCAAGAAACCUGCAGAGUUCAAGUUACAGAGGGUGGAGAAGGAAGAAAAAUGAACAGAAUGGAGGGAUUUGGAAGCUAAAGAGGAAAAAGCAGGAAUGAGAUGAAAGUCUAGACGGUGAAAGUGCAGUGGGCUGUGGAGAGCCGGCAGAGCGGAGCGGCGGCAGGAGUGACUGUGGGCGGAGAGAGAGGAAGUGUGGUCGACAGGAGAGGAAUUUAAAGUCUCAUUGUUCUGGAAGAGCUGAAGAGAGGGAGAGCUGACGAAUAGAGGAGUCACAACGCCGACAGACAGACAGUGAGCAACAUGGACGUGAGCUCAGCCAUGGAGAAGAUGUCAGUGAAGCAGACUGCAGGAGGCUCGGCAGCGUGUCUUCUUUGUAAGCAGAGGUGUUCUGGACUCCAGCCACACUCUUGGAGGAAAGCCUGUAUCGCCUGUGGCUGCAGUACGGUCGACCAUGCUCCUGGAACUGACGCUGAAGAUGACCAGAGGAUGGGGCGCCUGCUCGCAGACUCACCCUGCACUCAUCUAACAGCAAAAAUCAAAGGAGGCGGUGGCCUUCGCAUGUACAAGAGGAACCGCAUGAUUGUGACCAAUCCUGUUGUGUCACGUAAAGACCCGACCUUCAACACCACGACAUACGACUGGGCACCGGCCGGUCUCAACCAGACACUGGCGAUGCAGUACAUGGAGCUCAUCCCAGAGAAACAACGUCCAGUUUCAGGGACAGAAGGAGCGUUGGAGAGACGCAGACAGCUCUUCACUCAGCUCCCUAUCUACGACGUCGACCCGAUGAAGUGUCAGAGCAUGAACAGUGAAGAAGAGAUUACCUCCAUGCUGCUUUUUGUGAAGCAGUACAAACAGGAAGUGCUCGGGGUCGGGGAAGUGGCUUUACCUGGCGAGGGCGGAGCUUUAAGGGAAGCAGUCAUUCAGAGGAUGGCGAAGGAGGCAAAGGAUCGCAGCAACAGUGACAAGAAGGAUGCUCAGCACGACUCUACUAAUAACAGCAAUGAACCUGCUGCUGGUCCCACCAACGGGACAGAUGGCAGCGCCAAGACUGAAUAUCGCUGCUCUGGUUGCCUUAAAGAGGUUUCUAAAGAGAGUCCAGCUGUUUAUGCUGAGCGUGCUGGGUACAAUAACGCCCUGUGGCAUCCCACCUGCUUCAAAUGUUCUGAGUGUGGCCUUGGAUUGGUUGAUUUGGUCUACUUCUGGUCCAGUCAGAAGUUAUUCUGUGGAAGACACUACUGUCAAACGGUCUGGCCACGAUGUUCAGGCUGUGAUGAGCUGAUCUUCUGUCAGUCUCUUCAUACGUCGCAGGACGGUCAGACGUGGCAUCAUGAACAUCACUGCUGCUGGAAGUGCGGGCAAACCCUGGAUUCCCCCUGUCAGCACUGAAACAAACACACAAUGUUAAAUCAGUUAACGGUUGGUUUAAGAGUGUUAGGAACCUCUCAAGAGCAGAAUUAAAAGCUGCUAAAGAUGCAGUCAGUCAGCUAAAACUGUGACACAACACAAAAAAAUGUUAACACGGGAAAUCCAGUGUCAAUAGUGAUUGAUAAGAUUGUUUUAUAUAAAACAAAUGAACCAAGUUUGAGAUAAAUAAUCCAAGUAAGUAGAGUUUGAAGUGUUUGGUGGACGGAGAGUAUUCAGAAUCAAUCUCUAGUUAUAUUGGUGUAUAGAAUACUUAAAAUGACACUGAAGCACUCAAAUAAUUUUUCAGUUUAGCUUCUGGUGUUUGGGAAAUGUUUCACUAAUGCAAAGUGUUUAAAGUACUCAUGAACAUUUUGAAUUUUUAGUACUUCAAGUUCUGACAGUGAGAGGAGCCAGAUGCUCUGUUUUCAAUCUGCACAGUUUCAGACACAAACAAAGAGGACGGAGGAGGACUGACAGAGAAGAAAUAAAAUAACACUACACAAAAAAAGAUGGCUGGAAAAAAUAGAUAAAUAAAAUCACUGACAAAAACAUGACAUUUAAAAUCAAAACAGCCUAACAAUAGGCUCCAGAGCUUUUAAUCAUUGAUUUAUUAAUUGAUUUAAAAUCAAAGAUGACUUUGUUAUUUGUAUCUGUUCAAUGUCUAAUUAUUGCAAAUAUCUAAUCAGCCAAUCACAGCCUUGUCUAAGUAAGCCUGCAAUUAAAGUAAAAAAUAUAAAAGAUUAAUCCUUACAAUGUGCUAAAACAGAGUUCAGUGAUUAAAGCCACCAUUCAUUUACAUUUUAGAGGCUAUAUGUGUUUAAAUGUGGUCUUUGUUUAAAUGUGGAGUUGUAACUCCCCAAAAUAAGUGAAAUCAUGUUUUAAUGCAGUGAGUUUUUAAAGAAAAAAAUUAGACUGAUAAAGUUGUCAGGUUAAAACUGUGCUGAGACAAUCUUUUGAUUUAAACUUCAUAAAACUGGACAGGCAGAGGCUGGAGCAGGCUAACAACUAAUUAUUUACUGCAGUGUUUCUCUGGGGUUUAUUUUGUUCUUUUUACAGUAGGUUUUGAGCAUACUAUCCAUUAACGAUAUGAGAUUAAUGUUCUGAUAAUGGAGUUGUCUUAUUUAUGUUCAUCUUAUCAUAAUUUCUAACUGUUCAGUGUUUUAACUCAAUCAACCUACAGGAUAACUUUGUGCAUUUAAUCUCUUUCAUGUACAUGAAUCAUUGCUGCUGAUAAAAUAUAUUAUUAAAUCAUAAUAAAGCUCUGCUUUUAAACACUC